AACGCCUUCAGCCCCCCGAGCAAAAAAGCUAGUGUGCGGCUUUCAUUCACUGUGACACGCGAAUGUCCUUUCCUUUUCCUCGGAUACUCACGGGCUAUAAAUCGACAGUCAGACACUGGACUAGUGUGGAGUACAAGCCCAGGAGUGGAUGACGACAGGCGGUUCAUCAGCAAGCCCUGAGCUGGCUGAUCUCAGAGCAGAGAGGACACCUGGUUUACGGCGGAUGUGAGGGAGCUUUCACGAGCUGCGGCCUGAAGGCAUUUUGAUUUCUGAGAUGUCAGUCAAACAACCGGACGGGAUGUCCAUUGCCCAGGCUUUGGCCAUGACCGUAGCAGAGAUCCCGGUGUUUCUCUAUUCCACAUUUGGGCAGUCCAUAUUUUCACAGCUAAAGCUUACACCAAGCUUGAAGAAGGUGCUGUUUGCCACAGCGCUGGGCAGCGUAGCUCUGGCUCUCACCGCUCAUCAGCUGAAAAGGCGAGGGAGAAAAAGGAAGCAGGCAACACAAGGGAAGGAGGGCCAGAAGACGGUGGGAAUACCUGAGGCGCUGAUAAAGACGGGAAGACCCUCGUCAUUAAAGAGAGGUCCGUUUAGUGGCCGACAGAUGAUGAGUCCCAGCACUCGGAGCAAUGACACCAUGAGUGGAAUUUCUUCCCUGGCCCCCAGUAAACACUCAAGUUCCUCACACAGCCUGGCAUCUAUGCGAGUCCCAAGCUCUCCAAAUCCGUCUGCCAAUCCGUCCACGCCCUGGGAAGCAGAGCCUGUGGUGGAAGAGUCCGGGGCAGUAGAGGAUUCAAAUGCAGAGAAUCUCUAUUUAAUGGGGAUGGAGCUGUUCGAGGAAGCUCUACAAAAGUGGGAACAGGCCCUGAAUAUUCGCCAUCACACCCACUCGACCUCGAGCAACAACAGCCUCGCUCUGCAGGGAGCAACGUGUCGAGACUUUCCUUUGGGUGAAACCCGUAACAAAGUGUUUGCAGAGAAGUUGGAGACACUACUGCACAGGGCCUACCACCUACAAGAGGAUUUUGGCAGCACUAUCCCAACAGACAGUGUGCUGGCAGACUUUGUCAGAGUUUAUGUUGUUCCUUUGGCAGAGAGUGAAGGAACUCUUGUCUUGCCUCAAGUGGAGAGUUUCCACAGACUGCAAGAUGAUGAUGCGACUACUGUUACCUCUGAAGAUUCCUUCUUCUCGGCUGCAGAGCUGUUUGAUGCCAUGUCUUUAGAAGAGGUCUACCCGUCACUUAAGCCUGCAGCUCUCUAUGAAGAAGCCUUGUCAAUGGUUCGGGAGGACAAAGUGGCCUAUAGGUCCCUGAGGACGGAAUUACUUGAAUGUUUUGGUGACCAAGACUUCCUUGCCAAGCUCCAUUGUGUGAGACAAGCAUUCCAGGUCUUGUUGUUAGAUGAAACUCACCGCACAUUUUUCAUGGAGACCGGGAAGCAAAUGAUUACAGGUUUAAUGGUGAAAGCAAACAAGAGUCCCAAGGCCUUCCUGGAGAGCUAUGAGGACAUGCUGCUUUACACUCAGAGAGAGGAAACGUGGCCCAUCACUAAGAUGGAACUGGAGGGCAGAGGGGUGGUGUGCAUGAGCUUUUUUGACAUUGUGCUGGACUUCAUCCUGAUGGACGCAUUUGAAGACCUGGAGAGCCCCCCCUCCUCUGUGGUAGCUGUGUUGAGGAACCGCUGGCUCUCUGACAGCUUCAAAGAGACGGCUCUGGCAACUGCUUGCUGGUCCGUCCUAAAAGCAAAAAGGCGUCUUCUAAUGGUUCCUGAUGGUUUUAUCUCCCACUUCUAUGCCAUAUCAGAACAUGUGAGCCCAGUUUUAGCUUUUGGGUUUUUGGGACCCAGGCAGCACCUAAGUGAAGUGUGCACCAUCUUCAAGCAACAAAUCGUGCAGUACCUUAAGGAUAUGUUUGAUCAUGACAAGGUCCGCUUCACCUCCGCUCAGUGCUUGGCUGAGGACAUCCUGAACCUUUCCCACCGCCGGAGUGAGAUUUUACUGGGGUACCUGGGAAUCAAUAGCCUCAUGGAGCUCAAUGGUGCCCUGCCCAGAGACACAGACGGCUCCUCAGGGCCCAACUAAGACAACUAGAGGUCACUAAGGGUUUCAUUGGGCUUGUACAGGCCGAACGCAAUGGGCUGGCCAGUAGAGAACAGCAAGGACACUUAUUCUGUAUCUCCAUUAAGACUGGAUUGAAUCAUGCUCCUGUGAUACACUGAGAACCAGCAUUAUUGGUUCAUCCAUCUGUGCUCAUCAAACACAACUGCUGUAAGAGGAUGUAAUUUCACCAGAUCCACAGUAUCACUUGUCCUUGAGCUAAUGAGGGAGAGCGGUUGGAAAAUAUGAUUCCAUCUCUCCCUUGUUAUCAGCUGCUGUGUUGCGUAUCAAGAAUGCCUACUGUAGUUGUGUGAUCUCAGACGAGUGAGGACUUGUCUCUGCCUUGUUGGGUGACGGAUUCUUCUUGGAAAAAACACACUGACAGAAGCACUCCCAACGCAGGAGGACUGGGCCUUCUACACUAUUACUCCACAUGGAUUGCGUCUCUUCAGAGAACCAGCGGUUGCACUGUAACCUUUCAUCCAUCUGACUUGUGGAAUCGGAUGGGAUGUCAUAGUCUUCAUUAUUGUGUGAAAGCAAAUGGCGUGAGAGUCUGUGCGUUUGUAUGUUUUAUAUAAAAGGGGAAGGGAAUUUGUUAAAACCAUGAUGAUUCCUGACAGACUUGGCAACUGAAGACUUGAAGGACAUAAUGGAUUUGUCUCCACACUGAUUGUUCUUAAAUCCCCUAUAAUAUGAAGUAUUUAUUCCAAUUUGGUUUAAUUGAGGGGGCUAAGAUGUGACAUAUCCAAGAGACUGUGUUAAAUGCAAAAAGACAUCAUAUGAAAUUAUUGUAGGGUGCUAAUAUGUUACUAAUAUAGAAGUUGCAUUAUCCCAAAGCUAUAAAACCCCAGACCACAGUUUCUUGUCAUACAAUCUUCUCAGUCGAAGUGGACAUAGCUAAUCUAGCUAAGAUACAAAUGGUUAAGUUGUACUUUCUUUAAGUCACAGUGAUCCCUCUGAUUUUAUUUGCCAGUGGAUAGCAUUAAUAUUUUCAAUUUUAAGUGCUUCAGAGGUACAAAAUGGAACUUCCCACUACGAAUAACCUAAUACCAGAUGUGAAAACAUCUGUCUGAAUACAUCACACAGAGGAUUAUUGCCAGAUUUGAAGGUGUAACCGAAAACAAAUAUCUCAAACAAACAAACAAACAAAACACAUCAACGCUCUCAGGAAGUAAUAAGUAACAUUGUAACUUGAAAUCACUGUUAGGAAAUGUGUUACUUCUUGACUAACAAGCUCAAUGGUUUUCUUUUUUCAAAUUCUUACCAUUAAUGUAUUUGCUGAUUGGUUGUGGCACUUGAAUUCCUUCCACAUAUUUAGGCCUACAACUUGCUAAGCUUUAAUUUACUGAAUAAAAGAAGUAAUCAAAGUGAAAAUGUUUAGGUAAAAGUACCCAAGUUGAUAUAAAUCAUUGUUUUCACUGUAAAAUUUAGAACAAUACUACUUCCUGAUUAUGGUUGUUCUGAUCAUCUUAAAGGUUACUGACUGUAAAGGAGUAUAGGAUAGAUGGAUUUUGAAAAAUAAUCAGCUGUUUCCACUAGAUAUUUUUCACAGCCGGCAUUUGACACAGUAGGAAAAGCCCAGGUGUUACUUAUGAUGGCAACAAUGGCUCUGUCGUAUUUAAGUGUCCCAAUAAGCCACAACAGUGACAGAGAGCCAAUAUGCACAAUACCAGGAGGCUGAGACUGAAGCAGCUAAAUGGAAUUCAGCCAUCAUUAAUUGUAUUAUUUACACACUGUGCUUUUCAUACUGUGACAUGUCAAAAGGCCUAACGGUGUGUAGCUGUCUAACACCUUCAGAUAUAUAAUUGAUUGAUUACAAACAGAUAUUUUCCAAUACUAUACACACGAUACAUGUGUUGCUGGUUUUUAAUUUGAUAUGUAUUUAUUCAGUUUCUUAAAAAUGUAUGUCAUUGUCAAUUUAUCAGUUUAUCUAAUAGUCUGUUUUAUUAAUGGACAACACAACCUCCAAAUUGAACGGUGCCAUCUACUAGUCUAAGCAAGAAUAUUGUUGUUUUCUUUCUGGUUUCAUGAAGAAGCAGGCAUUGUACUGUCGGACUGUAACCUAUAAAACAAGUGCACUGAUGAAAACCCCCAAGUUCUCUCUGUUUUCCCAAUGUGAAAUACUGUUGGAGCACAGAGACAUGGACGGGGCACUAAGAUGCCAAGUUAAAAGUUAGUUUUCUUAUGCGAUCCUAACUUAACAACUCCACCACUGUAAAAGCAAGUUUGUGUUUAGCAAAUUGUAGUUUAACAAAUACUAAAUAAUCGUAAUGAAAUAUGAUAAGAUUAUUUAUUAUUAACGGCAGUAGAAGCACAGAAUGUAUGCAUAUGGUUGUGUGCGUGAAUGAGAAAAAGGGAAGGAAUUUCUGUCAAAUCAUUUAGAUCAUGGGGCUCAAUAGUUUAUCAUGCACAUUAGCAGAAGUCAGCUCUUUGUUAUUCAUAAUCAGAAGUGUGUGUUUUGUGGUCAUGGGUAAUCUAAAUCUUGCUCUUAUUGCAACACGCCUCUGAAAUUCAGAGCUCAGAAAUUGUUUUUUUUGGUUGCAAUUCAAUACCAUUGUGUUCUCCUUAAAGUGAACUGUGUCAAGAGUAAUCAGCAUUGCGGCAUUAUUUCUGUUUCUAUGUAACAUGAACCAGAACUGUAAAUAGAGCUUUUACAGACAAUAAUUUAGGUCUUUCUUUUGACAGAUGUGCAGCUUUGUGUUUUUAAGCAUUUUGCACUUUAUCAAGAAAAAUAGAAAGAUACAGAAAAGUCCAACAACCGUUUUUGAAUAAUCAGUUUGAUAGUUUAACUAUAUAAACAUAUUAUAAUUAUUUAUUACACCAUAGAACUAACAUUUUAUUGAUAGCAUAGAGCCUAAAUGCUGUAUAGUAUAGAAACUAUCUUUCCCAGAAAACUAUAUUAUGGAAAUCUAUUCUGGUUACUAUCCAAAGUUUUUGUUUUAGUCUCCAUCUUUGAAAUGUUCUCCCAUUUUAACUGCGUGUGGUCCAAUCCCUGGUACGCUGCUUUAAAAAAAAAAAAAAGUUCUCCCAUGUUUUACUCCUGUUAUUGUAGAGUCUCAAGUAUAUUUGCAAAAGUAUGCAUCAUGCAGGUGAUUUAUGGAAAAAAUGCUAAUGUUUAGUCUUGUGUUUGCAUAUUGGUCUGCUUUUUAUGUGUCCUGAGAGUUGAUGAUCAGAGAUGAGUUCCUCCAACAGCCUUUGCAUGUAAACAGUGUAGAUUCUCUGAAGUGCAUCAAUCAAUGUAACCCUGCGACAUUUAGACCCAGACUCAACUCCAGUUGUUGUUAGUUUUGAAAAUCUCAAUUAGAACUAAGAUAAAGAAAAUGCUUAGGAACUUAUAAUCAUUUGAAAGUCAAAAUUCAGGCAUGGACUCUCCUACUUAGCAUAUAUUCGAUAGAUUAUAGAGUUUUACAAGGAUUUCAGGUGGCCAAACUGUGGAAUGGAUUGUUUCCUCUUUUUUUUUUUUUUUUGAAAGUCACUGCUGAACAUUACAAGUGUCCUAUUCAUGCCUUUUGUCUUUUCUAUUGUUAAAUUACAAUGCCAGCACAAACUGUAAAUUGAUUUUGAUUCUCCAUAUUAAAUGUUAUUUUUUGUUAUUAAAAAAAAUAUGUUUAUUAUGCCUUUUCCCAACUGA
This is a messenger RNA of Morone saxatilis (striped sea-bass), 5723 nucleotides long. RefSeq names its product mitoguardin 2 (gene miga2). Gene Ontology annotation, biological process: mitochondrial fusion. The record is from RefSeq and is a predicted model, not a curated record. Bases 275 to 2077 code for a protein of 600 amino acids. NCBI's taxonomy places the organism in Eukaryota, Metazoa, Chordata, Actinopteri, Moronidae. The transcript is spliced from 16 exons.